AUGCGUGUGAGCUCUCUUCUGUUAUCGCUGGCCGGCUCGGUGACUACGGUCGCAGCUGAGCCUUCCAAAGUUGUCGCCAAAAACUCUCCAUCUGUGAAAGCUGGCUGUCAAGCCUUGGAGAAGCCCCUUGCUGAAUCGGUGUUCUUACCCAACACUGCUAUUUACGACUAUGAAGCCCAGAACUUUUGGUCAAACACUGAGAUUUUGACCCCGGGUUGUGUGUUCCGCCCACAAUCGAGUGACGAAUUAGCUGAGGGUGUGAAGGCUCUUGUUAAUGCUGACGCCGAAUUUGCGGUGCGUGGUGGCGGCCACAUGGGUAUUCGGGGCUCCAACAACAUCAAUGGCGGUGUCUUGAUUGUAAUGUCAAAUCUGACUACCCUGCAAUUGAACGAGGAUAAAUCAGUUCUCUCGGUCGGCCCCGCCUAUAGAUGGGAGCAGGUAUACUCCUACCUCGCAAACUAUGACUUGGCUGCUGCUGGUGGUCGCCUUGGCCCUGUUGGCGUGCCAGGUUUGCUUCUUGCUGGUGGCGUCAAUUUUUACGGAAACCAGGUUGGCUUCGGCUGCAACACUGUCAUCAACUACGAGGUUGUUCUGGCCGAUGGGUCACUUGUUAAUGCCAACAGCACCCAGAACUCGGAUCUAUUUUGGGCCCUGAAGGGGGGUAGCAGCAACUUUGGUUUGGUUACUCGUUUUGAUUUGGAGACCAUUCCGUCAACUCAGGUGUGGGCUGGCGCUUAUACCGUAUCAGCUGAAUAUGUUGAUGCUUUCCUUGCGGCUAUCGCAACAUAUGCUUCCGACAUUUUCGACACCAAGACUCACAUCGUCCCUGCGCUUGUUCCUGGGGAUUCGACUCUCGCGUCUGUUAUCUUGUUCUACGACAGUGACAAUACAACCUUCCCUGACAUUUUCACUCCCUUCACCAAGAUACCUAGCGUCAGCAGCACACUUGCAUUCAAGACUGUCGCGGAAUUUGCCUCAGAGCUUGGCGCAAUGGUUGUCCCUGGUAUCAGUGACGUUUUUGUUGCUGGAACAGUGAAGGGAACGACCUACGAUGAACUUUACCAAGGUAUAAGCAUCAUCAACACGACCUUCUUCAACGAGCUUCCUAAGCUCUACGCACAGGUUCCUUCUGCCAAUAUCUCGACCAUUCAGCUAGACUGGCAGCCAAUUGGCGCCGACUGGAUUGAGGCGUCCGAAUCUCGUGGCGGUAACGCUCUUGGCCUUGAUUCCUCCCAGGUGUACCUGUGCUACGCCGAAGUCGUCGAAUGGAUCGGAUCGGCAUAUGAUGAUGUCGUCGCAUCAUGGGUGGAAGAGACCACCUAUGCGAUCAACAAUGCCACUCAAAAGGCCGGAUUGUACCAUGCGUUCAACUACAUGGGUGACGCUGCUGGGUUCCAGUCGAUUUUCCCCGGAUAUGGCGCGGGUAAUCACCAGAAGCUGAUCAAGAUCGCCCAGAAAUAUGAUCCCAAUGGUGUAUUCCAAACGCUGAUGCCUGGUGGUUUCAAGGUCUAUUGA
This is a messenger RNA of Penicillium angulare, 1515 nucleotides long. RefSeq names its product FAD-binding oxidoreductase. The coding region runs from base 1 to 1515 and encodes 504 amino acids. The record is from RefSeq and is a predicted model, not a curated record. NCBI's taxonomy places the organism in Eukaryota, Fungi, Ascomycota, Eurotiomycetes, Eurotiales, Aspergillaceae. The transcript is spliced from 4 exons. Gene Ontology annotation, molecular function: FAD binding.